AUGAAUUGGACUGGUGAGCAUUGCGCUUUCAUUGUGGAAACGUUUAUUAAGAAUGAAUCUGUAACUGCAACACAACGAGCGUUCUGUUUGCGCUUCAGACUUGGUAGAUAUGAUCCCGUACCUGCUCGAAACAUGAUCUUGUUAUGGGUUAGUAACUUCAGAGCCAGUGGAUCAGCAUUGAAACGAAAAUCAACCGGCCGACCUCGCACUGCCAGAACUCCAGAAAAUGUGGCAGCGGUAAGAGCCUCAAUUCAACAGUCUCCACGGCAUUCAGCAUCUAAACGUGCCGCGGCUCUUAGGCUUUCUGAUAGAAGUUUGCGAAGAAUUCUUCACAAUGAUCUGCAAAUGCAUCCAUACAAAAUGAUAUUGUCACAAGAACUCAGCGAAAGAGAUAUUGAAACUCGCAGAGCAUUGUGUUUGGAAAUGCAACAAAAUAUCCCCAAUGCAUCUGUUGUGUUGUUCAGUGACGAGGCGCAUUUUCAUCUGUGUGCCACAGUGAAUAAACAAAACUUCAGAUAA
Molecule: messenger RNA, 519 nt
Organism: Octopus bimaculoides (California two-spot octopus)
Lineage: Eukaryota; Metazoa; Mollusca; Cephalopoda; Octopoda; Octopodidae
Source: RefSeq, a predicted model, not a curated record